This is a messenger RNA of Arvicanthis niloticus (Nile rat), 3873 nucleotides long. RefSeq names its product proline rich and Gla domain 1 (gene Prrg1). Gene Ontology annotation, molecular function: calcium ion binding. NCBI's taxonomy places the organism in Eukaryota, Metazoa, Chordata, Mammalia, Rodentia, Muridae. Gene Ontology annotation, cellular component: extracellular region. The record is from RefSeq and is a predicted model, not a curated record.
GCUAGACUUCCCAUUGCUCUUCGCUGCUGGCUGCCGCAGCUCGCUCGCUCUCUCCGCUCCUGGCUCGGCGGUAGCGGGAGCGCGCAGGCGCGGCUUGCAGCUCUGCUAGCGGAGCUGGGUUCACGAGAAUCAUCAUUCAAGACCUGUCAGAAGCUACAAGAAAAGAAUGGGGAGGGUUUUCCUCACGGGAGAAAAAGCCAAUGCAGUAUUAAAACGCUACCCAAGAGCUAAUGGGCUUUUUGAAGAAAUAAGACAGGGCAACAUUGAGCGUGAGUGCAGAGAAGAAGUCUGCACAUUUGAAGAAGCCAGAGAGGCUUUUGAAAAUCAUGAAAAAACUAAAGAGUUUUGGAGCACGUACACAAACGCACAACAAGGAGAAACCAACAGAGGAAGCGACUGGUUUCAAUUCUAUCUUACUUUUCCAUUAAUCUUUGGCCUCUUCAUUAUUCUCCUUGUCAUCUUCUUAAUCUGGAGAUGCUUUCUAAGAAACAAAACUCGGAGACAGACUGUGACUGAAAGCCACAUUCCUUUCCCUCAGCAUCUUAACAUCAUUACUCCACCUCCUCCACCAGAUGAAGUCUUUGAUAGCAGUGGAUUGUCUCCAGGAUUUUUGGAAUAUGUUGUUGGGCGCUCAGAUUCGGUUUCCACUCGCCUUUCCAACUGUGAUCCUCCACCAACCUAUGAGGAAGCCACUGGCCAGGUGAACCUGAGAAGGAGUGAAACAGAACCUCAUUUGGACCCACCACCAGAAUAUGAGGACAUAGUUAACUCCAGUUCAGCUAGUGCCAUUGCUAUGGUGCCUGUGGUCACCACCAUCAAAUGAAGCUGCAAAACUUUUUAAAACUUUAAUCAUUUCUAAAAUACUAAUGGAAAUACUUUCUAGCACUUUACUACUACAUAAAUGUGCAUUGACAUAUUUUAUUAGACUCUUAGAGCAUACCACUUCACAUUUACUGGUUUGAUUUAUCUUUAGUUUUGUUACUUAUUAUAAAAUCAUUAUCUGUAUUUGUUUUUUUACAAAGGGAAACAUGUCAGUGGCAGUCUUUAUGUGCUGUAAAGAAUACACAUGUAUGCAUACAGCCACAUGUGUACCAUCCAAUUUGUGUACAAGUAACUUCUACCACACCACCCAUAAAGACAGCAUUACUCACCAAAAUUGAAAAGGCAGGGGUCACAGACAGUAUAUGUGAUAGACAACAACAUGCAUGGUUUCUAAUUAAAGACAUUGGUUAACUUCCUAUUUCUUCUUUCAUGAAUGGAAAAAAUAUGCAUGGAUUCAUCCUCAAUUUUAGAAACAUCUCAACAGAGAGAGACAAGAGACAGAGCAUGUAGCAUUUAUUAUAUGUGGUUGAUUGUAGUAUAUAACAAAGAAAUCAUUGAUCAUUAGUGGCAUUUAGCUCAUUUUGUACUAGGGUUUUUCUUCUUGGCUGAUUACCAAAUACUGUCCCAUUAGAAUUUUCUUAUCAUCUUUGAAUGUUUCAUCCCACUUGCUUGCAAGUAUUUCUAGGUAAUGAAAUAAUGUUUGUGUUAAUAACAGGGAGUAGGUACUGACUACUCCAUUGCUUAUUGUGUGAUUGGCAAUAAUUUUUUACACUAAUUUUCAUUCUCAUUGCUACUAUAGACUCUCCAUAUACUCAAGAAUUUGGCCAAAAUCAAUUUUGAAUCAUUUUUUAAUGUUCUGCACAGGUUAAAAUCUUAUUCUCAAAAUUAUUAGUACACAAUUUUUCAUUUAGUUAUAAGCUGUGACUUUUGUCUUAAUGUUCUGUUGAUGGAAGAUUAUACAGUAUCUGCUAUAGUAGAUGCACACUAAAUAUAGUUUAGUUCCACAUAGGUCUCACUAUGUUGCUGUUUUAUAUUCUUUUUUUUUUUUUUUUUUUUAGCUGCAAUAGUUUUGCUUCUUUUCCUUGGAGGAGAGGGAAUAGGUUAUGAAUGAAUUGCCAAAAUAAACUAUUUCAGAAAAAAUAGAAAAAUGGUCAAAUGAGAUUGCAUGUAUCCAAGUGAUUUUUCAGUAUGAAGAACUAUUUAAUUGUAAGAUCCUAAUGUUAUUAUUGUGCUUCAGGGUGACUUUUCUCCUGUUUCCCUAGAAUUCUAUCAGAGCUUUUUACAUAAGGAGAAAUAGAACAGGCUGCUUCAUAAAUAGUUAAUAUUUUCCUAAACAUAAUCUGGACUGUACAAAAGGUGUGCCAAUUUAAGUACAUUUGCCAGUGCUGUAUUGGAUAAUAAAAUGCUGGAACAUGCACUAAAGGACAUGAAUUAGUUAAUCGGCCUAAUAGGUGAAAAGGUAUUUUUAUCUUGAUAAUGGUCUCAGCAUGACAAUAUUGCUUUAAAUAUUUUUCCUUGCUGUAUGAUAAUUGUCUGUUUCUAAUUAAAUCUGAAGUUGGAGAUGUUUGACCCAGUAUACAAGAGAAGUUAUGGGUUGUUUAUAACAGAAAAUUAAGGGUGUGUGUGUGUGUGUGUGUGUGUGUGUGUGUGUGUUACACUAAUAUUAGGCUUUAGAUGAGACCAGCAAUUUUCAAAUUGUGGCCCAUAAACCCUAAGAGUUUCCUGACAGUCUUCCAUGGAAUCUGUGAAAUCAAAAUAUUUUCAUCCUAUCUGAAGACAUUAUUUGUCUCUUUAUUCUAGUUCUCUCAAAACAAGAGUCAAACAAUGGAAAACAAUACAGUCGCCACACACAUCUUUUAAAAAAGACAAUAUAGCUAUUUUCAUAAAAAUGUAAUUUGUAUUGGCAUAUUUUUUUAAUUUUUAGCUGAAUUAGUGCUUUAAUUUUUUCAGUUCAUUUCUAACAUGUUAAAUAUUGAUAUAAAUCUCAAAAACAAACGUUCUUUGGAAUCUAGAUUCCCCCAAGAGUUUAAGGAGGAAUCCAGAAACCAAAAUUUUAAGAACUACAGAAUUGGACAAAAGAACAAGACAUCCUCUCACUAAGUUAGGUUUUUGUUCUUGUAAAGUUAUUUUAUAUUUUAAAAUCUCAAUAUUGUAUUUAGCACUUUCUGAACUGAAGUAGAACAAUGAAUGGUGGUUGUUGCAACAAAAGCUAAAGAAAUUGAUCAGUAAUGAGAGCUGUUUAGAUUAUUGGUCAGAGAAAACACUAUUUCAUAGUAAUUAAUAGCUGUACUAACCAUAAAUUUCCUGGCAGCUUUUCUGUGAUAAGAAGAGCAUAAUCAAAAUACUACUUUAUGAAAUUUUAUUUUAUACAUUUUUGCUGUGUUUGAGUACAGUUUAUGUUUCAUACUUUUAAAAUUCCCUUUGCUACUCCUUCUGGUUUUAUAAACUGAGUUUCCUAACAUUUAUUAUAAUUAAGGGGCUUAUCUGGAAUAAUAUAUAUUUUUAUGCUUUGCAUUUCCUACCUGAUUGAUACUGUAUUUGCCUUUUAUCAUUUUUAAUGAAGAUUUAUUUUUACAGAAUAUACUUAAUACCUUUCUAAGCAGUAAAUAAAUGGAAUUAAACAAUUUAUAUUUAAAUAAAAAGAUCUGUUCCUCCAAUAGAAUGAUUUUCAAACCUGCACCUACAUUGCUUGUGUCUGAAAUCCUUGAACUGACACUUUUUGCUUUCCUGCUCUAAAUGUCACAAUAAAUUAUAUAUGUUUUAAAUAAAUAAGAUGAUUGCUUCUUUUCCUAUUGAUUAAUAAAAAAGGAGAUGUUAUGUUUGUUGAUUGCUAAUGAUAACUUCUUCAAGAUUGAUAAUCUGAUCCAGUAACUACAGAGGUAGCUUUAACUUAGUUCUGUGUAAAUAGCAUGUAUUUUAUUACAAUAGUUCACAUUUUUCAAAUGCUUGGUUUACAUUAAAUUAUGGUAUUUAACUUUUUAUGUUUAUACUAGAUACAAUUUUCUUAUGUUCCUGUGGUUUUGGUAUGCUAAAUAAAGAUAUUUUAAGCCU